Messenger RNA from Danio rerio (zebrafish), 2013 nucleotides. Lineage: Eukaryota; Metazoa; Chordata; Actinopteri; Cypriniformes; Danionidae. The record is from RefSeq and is a predicted model, not a curated record.
UCCAGCUGUCCCACAAUGCACUGCUGCGGCUCUCUAUAUGAGGGAUGCUCCGGUGGCGAGCGGUCAGUCAGCAUUUCCAUGGCGUCGUUCCAGCACUCGUCGUCCCGCGUCAGCACCAGCACCGUUAGGUCCUUCAGUGGAGCCGAACGUCCCAGAAUACAUAACCUGGAGACGGACAUCAGCGCCAUCAGCAGCAGCGGACAGGACCAGACCUGGGCGGACUCAUUCACUGAUUACCAAGUUUACCAGGGAGAUCGACAGUCUAUUGGAGGUUAUGAUGAAGACCAGAAGUACAUCCCCGGAAGAAACCAGGUAGACUGGAGCCUCGGAGACCACAUAAAGACUGGCUCCGAAGUGGGCGUGGUGAGAGCGGUGGGGGAAAACUACUUCCUGUCGGCAGACGUCAGCGGAUUCGAGCCUCAUGAAGUGGUCGUGCUGGCGUAUAAUCAGUGUGUGGUUAUUCACGCAGAGAAGAGCGGAUCAGAUGUUGGUGUUUCCGGCAGGUUUACCCACAAGUCUGUGCUUCCAGCAGACAUGGACCCGCUGUCUGUGAGCAGUUCACUGACCUCUGACCAGACGCUGAUCGUCAGUAUCAGACGAAUCCCAAAAACAUCGAGCUUUGACCUCCUGUAGUAAUAUAUGAACCUGUGUGUGAACGACGUGUGUGAACGUUUGCUUUGUGUUCUGAUCAGAUACAUGAAAGAUCAGAUACAUGAAAGCCUUCAGCUUAGUCCUUUUAUUAAUCAGGGCUCACCACAGUGGAAUGAACCGCCAACUAUUCCAGCAUAUGUUUCAAGCAGCAGAUGCUCUUCCAGCCACAACCCAGUACUGGAAAACAUUCAUACACACUCAUACACUACGGCCAAUUUAGUUCAUCAAUUGCCCUAUAGCGCAUGUGUUUGGAUCGUAGGGGAAACCGGAGCACCCGGAGGAAACCCACAACCUGUAACUUGGAAGUUGACGACUUUUUUUUUAUAGUUAUGCACAUAAUUCACUUAAUUUGAAGGCAAUGGGUUUACUCACUUUUAUAAAUAAAUGAAAUAAAUUAUUAUUAAUUAUUAUUAUUAUUUAAUAAUCAAUUUUGUACGGUGUUUGUUUAAUUUAAGUUACAAUUAUUCAUAAGUUUAAUUUGAUUCUUGUGUACGGCAUGUAAAAUGUGAGGCACCCAGUAAUUAUUUUAACUUUGUAAUUUGUUUUUUAAUCUGUUAUCUGACAACACUGAUUAAAAAAAUGCCUGUUUCUUUAAAUUAUUAUUAUCUGAACCCUAAAUAAAUACACUUUAUUACUUUGGCAUUUUUUAUGGUGCUACAAGCUAACUGUUGUGUUAAAAAAUGUACAUAUUCAACAUUGGUUUACAACAACCCAGCAUUUUUAGUGUAUCAACUGGUAUAUGUUUUAUACGGUCAGUUUAUAUGUACAGUAUUUCUCUGCAAAAUAGUUUUCUUUACAUUGUUGUUGAGAUUUUAAUGCAAACGUCUGAAAAUAUGUUUACUUUAGAAGCAAAGUGACAAACGCAAUGCUUGAUUAUUUGUUUUCAAUUCAAUUAAAAUCACAUUUCUUUACCCAUUUGUUGGGUUUGACCAUAUUUGGCCCAAUGUUGGCUCACAACAACUCAGCAUUUCAGACAGUAUAAAUAAAAUUAGGUCAUUUUGCAAAAUUAUAUACAUAUUUUUGUGUGAAAUAUCAGUCAUCGAAUGAUUUUUCUGAGCCUAAUGACAGACAUUUGAUUUAUUUUCUGAAAACUGUAGUAAAUAUAGAAUUGUUUUGCUUCUCUAGUAAACAUCCUGAUAUAGGAACAUUCAGAUUUAUAGUAGAAGGGGUUCUUUUUAUGUACUUUUUAAAUUAAUAAUCUUCAGUUUCCAGUACCAAUUAAAUAUGGUUAUUCUGUAUAUCCUACAUCUCAAGAAGUUUUUGCUUUGUUUUUACCAUGCCUCUGUUUUGGUUAAAUGUAUUCCAAUAUUUCCAUAUUUCUUUGUAUCGUAUGUUUCAAAUAAAAUCUUUAAAUGUUCUGAA